CAGCCACAGCCAGCGGGCAGGGCAGCAGAGGGCACGAGGAAGAGCCACCCCACAGCCACCAUGCUCCCUGCAAGGACUGUCCUGCUGCUCACCCUGCUGCUCACCUUCUCCCUGCACCACGCCACAGCCCACUUUGCACCUGUGGAAUGCUGCUUUAAAUAUGCACAGAAACGCAUCCGACACCCUCAGGGCUUCUACGAGACAUCCAAGGACUGCCCCAAGCCUGCAGUUGUGAUUGUGGCUGCCAAUGGUGAUGAGAUCUGUGCCGACCCCAAGAAGGACUGGGUGAAUAAAAUCAUAAAACGGCUUCAAAACAAAACAUCAGACCCAUCCACCAUCUGA
Molecule: messenger RNA, 342 nt
Organism: Camarhynchus parvulus
Lineage: Eukaryota; Metazoa; Chordata; Aves; Passeriformes; Thraupidae
Product: C-C motif chemokine 3-like
Exons: 3
Coding region: 61-342 (93 amino acids)
Biological process (GO): cellular response to interleukin-1; G protein-coupled receptor signaling pathway; chemokine-mediated signaling pathway
Cellular component (GO): extracellular region
Molecular function (GO): chemokine activity; CCR chemokine receptor binding
Source: RefSeq, a predicted model, not a curated record